AUGGCAAGCAACUUGUCAAGAUCGGUUGCAGGGAGACUUGCUGGUACACUUUUGGCCAACGGCGGCGUCGCGAAAGCCGGCCCAUCGCUGGCGAACUGGCUGCUGCGGUCUUCCGUCAGGUCUUAUAACAGGGACGAAUCUGGCUAUGGUGGGAGAGGACGCAGCGGGUACAACCGAGGUGGUAAUGACGGUGGCCGUCCAAGGUACUCCCAAAAUAGGGGUGGUGGCUACCGCGGUGGCUACCGCGGUGGUGGAAACGGUGGCAGGUUUCCUAACAGAAGAGGCCACGGGCGGGAUGUUGAGGAUCCGAACGCUAUUACUUUCCAGAAGGAAACUUUGGCGAAGUUGGUUCACCUACCUGUUGAGGAGAAUCCUGAGGAGGUCACUCUAGAUAAACUGCAUGAAGAUAACGUUAUUGAUAAAAUGCUUCAUAAGUCUAUAUCGAGAAUGGGGUUCCCUGAGUUAACCUCUGUGCAACAGAAGACCAUCAAACCGAUUUUGGAAGACAAAGAGAAUGAUGUAAUUGCGAGAGCCAAGACGGGGACAGGUAAAACGUUUGCGUUUUUAAUCCCGAUCUUCCAACACUUGAUCAACACACAGUUUGACUCGCAGUACAUGGUCAAGUCUGUCAUUGUUGCACCAACUAGAGAUUUGGCCUUGCAGAUAGAAGCAGAAGUACGGAAGAUCCAUGACAACAACUAUGGCCUGAAGAAAUUUCAAUGUAUUUCCUUAGUUGGUGGGACCGAUUUCAGAAGAGCUAUGGACAAAAUGCACAAGCUGAGACCAAACAUCGUCAUUGCUACACCAGGUAGAUUGAUUGAUGUAAUGGAAAAGUUUGGCAAGAAGUUUUUUGGCUGGGUCGACUUCAAAGUACUUGACGAAGCCGAUAGAUUGCUUGAGAUCGGGUUCAAAGAAGACUUGGAGCAAAUUUCCGAGAUGCUAAACUCGCUGAAUGGUCAUUCAAAGGAUCACAUUAGAACGUUGUUGUUUUCCGCUACUUUGGAUGAAAAAGUGCAAGGGUUGGCAAACCAGAUCAUGAACAAGCCCAAAUGUUUGUUUAUCGACACUGUUGACAAGAAUGAACCGGAAACGCACGAGAAAAUUGAGCAGUCACUUGUUGUCACCAAGGAGUUUGGCCACAACAUUUAUGCUGCGAUUGAACACAUCAAGGCCGAACUACUAGAGGAUCCUAAAAAUUACAAGGCAAUCUUAUUCACACCUACUGUGAAAUUUACCAAAUUCAUCUCGAGAAUUCUAGACCGCGAGCUGAGAGGUAAAUUACGCGUUUUAGAGUUCCACGGUCAAAUUUCUCAGUCCAGAAGAACCAAUUUGGUAAAGGAGUUCAAGCAAGAUCGCCCAGGUUUGCUAGUUUGCACAGACGUUGGUGCCCGUGGUAUGGAUUUCCCAAACAUCAAGGAAGUCCUUCAGAUUGGUCUGCCCUCUGAACUAGCCAACUACAUUCACAGAAUUGGUAGGACUGCGAGAAGUGGGAAAUCGGGUAAAUCCGUCAUUUUUCUUUGCAAGGACGAGUUACCCUUUAUUACAGAAUUGAAGCACAGAAGAAACAUUGAGAUUGCGAACGUCACUGAGUACACUGAACCAUCCAAUGAAUUGCUAGAGGAUUUUGCACUUAAAAUUGAGUUCCCCGAAGAGUUGUCAGACUCUGUAGUAAGUAUGAUCUCUUAUUACAGAUCGUGCAUUAAGGAAUAUAGAUUGAGAGACAGACAACUGCUACCCUCCAUUGCCAGAACGUAUGGUAUGUUAUUGAAUGAACCAGAUAGGAAAAUUCCAAUUCAGAGUUCCAGCUUUUUAGAGAAACUUGGCUUCAGUCGUAAUCCCCUAGCGAAGCAAAUGUUCGAAAUCUCUCACAGAAGACGUUACACAGACGAAGACCGUUACAAUGCCCAAGCCGAUGGCGAAGAUUCUAGUUUUGGAGGAGAUGAUGCAUUUGAUAGAUAUAACAGACCACAGCGUCGUUUUAACAAUGACAGAAAUAACUACAGGCAGAAUUCAGACGGUGGCAACUACCACAGCAACAACCGAAGCAACAGCUACAAUCGGAAUUCAAACCGCAACAACAAUCCGAGAGAGGACUCUUACAGAAGCAGACGUUCCGAGUACAACGCUCAAGCCGAUGAAUAG
Huiozyma naganishii CBS 8797 is the source of this 2142-nucleotide messenger RNA. It is a transcript of the gene MSS116, whose product is annotated as ATP-dependent RNA helicase. The coding region runs from base 1 to 2142 and encodes 713 amino acids. Gene Ontology annotation, cellular component: mitochondrion. NCBI's taxonomy places the organism in Eukaryota, Fungi, Ascomycota, Saccharomycetes, Saccharomycetales, Saccharomycetaceae. The record is from RefSeq and is a predicted model, not a curated record. The transcript has a single exon. Gene Ontology annotation, molecular function: ATP binding; nucleic acid binding.